This is a messenger RNA of Nanorana parkeri, 1853 nucleotides long. RefSeq names its product ELMO domain containing 1 (gene ELMOD1). The coding region runs from base 217 to 1221 and encodes 334 amino acids. The record is from RefSeq and is a predicted model, not a curated record. Lineage: Eukaryota; Metazoa; Chordata; Amphibia; Anura; Dicroglossidae. Gene Ontology annotation, molecular function: GTPase activator activity. The transcript is spliced from 12 exons.
UGCGGGUCUCGGUGGCGCGCCUGUGUUGUUCUCGCUCCUGGAAGCGCGCCCCGGUGCAGUGGAGCUUCUGGGACACGGUGAGUGACAGCAGCCUCGGUCAUGGGACCCUAAACCACCGGAGCCCAGCCAUACACAUCCCAGCAGGUUUUGUCAGUACAAGUCUAUUAUCGGGAAAAUUGCUGAAGAUUGGACGCUUGGAUCUCCUAGGCAUCAACAAUGAAGCACUUCAUGAAGAUGGUGGUUCAGGUGUGGCUGUACUUCUACUGCAUUUGUCUGUGGCGUUGCUUCAAGUUUAUCGUGAGGAAUCUGACUGGCCGCUGCGAAUUGCAGAGAAUCUGCUACAAGAACAAGCCGGGUGCUGGCCGGACAUUAAAGUUAGAAACAUCACUGAAAUCCUCUAAAAGCAAGCUUUUGCAGAGUGCUAUUGCCGUGCACCCUGAUGCUAUCGAGAAGACCGUAGAAGACAUCCUGACCCUGAAAAAGGUCAACGUGGACACCAAUCCCCAGUUGGCAGUGUCCCUUCAAGCUUGUCUCCUCCAGAUUGUGGGGUUCAGAAAUUUAACCGUGGAGGUGGAGAAGCUGCGCAGGGAGGCCUAUGAUUCUGAGAAUCCGCAGCAUGAAGAAAUGCUCAUGAAGCUGUGGAAAAUGCUGAAACCGGGCGUUCCGCUGGAUGCUCGGGUCUCUAAGCAGUGGUGUGAAAUCGGUUUCCAAGGAGAUGACCCAAAAACAGAUUUUAGAGGAAUGGGCCUCUUGGGACUUUACAAUUUGGUGUACUUUGCAGAAAAAGAUACCUCUACAGCUCUUCAAAUAUUGUCGGAUUCUCUUCAACCGAAGUGCAGGGAUGUCAGUAAAGAAGAAUUCAGUAAAGUCAGCAAAACAGAAUGGGAAAUGAAAAAGUUUGACAAGGCAAUUGGCUAUUCAUUUGCCAUAGUUGGGAUUAAUAUCACUGACCUGGCCUACAACCUGCUGAUAAGUGGGGCUCUGAAGACUCACCUGUACAAUGUGGCCCCUGAGGCUCCAUCACUGCAUCAUUUCCAGCAAACAUUCUGCUUUCUGAUGCACGAGUUCCACAAGUUCUGGCUUGAAGUGGACCCUGUGGACAUCAUGGAAUUCAACCGGGUGCGCAACAAGUUCCACAAACGGAUCCUGAAGCAGCUCCAGAAGACGGACAUGGCUCUGUGUCCCCACUUUGCAGCCUCAGAAAGCUUAGUCAACGUGUAAUCAUCUCCAUUUCCCCCGAUUCCAGAUCACUGCCUCACUGUUGUGUUCAUGAUCAUGGCGGCCGUGUUGUACGACCACAGCGAUUGUAUGCAUGCUUUUUUGGUAAAGUACUCAUCUCCGUUUUUACUAUGAAUCCCUUCGGAGCUCCAUGUACGCCGUGGGAUUUUCUCAUACGCAUAUUGCGGAUUAUGCAGUGUUAUAUUUUCAUCUGACAUAAGAGUUUUCUAUUUUUUUAGGUUUUGUUUUUCUCAUAGCUGAACAUUGAAGAGUUGUAUUUUGUCACGUUUAGGUGGGUGUCUGAAUAAGCUCUUGUACUGUACACCUUUUUUGAUCCCUAAUAUUUCUACUGACCACAUGAUACAUAUACUUAGCUCAAAUGUCUUAAAUAUAUUUAUAUUGUAUAUAAUGUGCUUCACUGCAGUCCUCAGUCUACACGUAAGUGCUGUGUUACAUGUAGGCCCCAGAGCGCUUAUUUUUAACGUUAUUGACUGUCAUAAAGUAUGACUGGCCCCUUUAGGGCUGUCUGCUCUACUGUACUACCAUCAGAGACAACAGGGCCCCCCUAAAAUAGAUAUAUUGACCUCCUUUGUGAAAUUGUAUUGCCUACCUGCCUUUAUAUCCCAUGACACAGA